AAACUCUUCUCUACAUAUUUCAAGGUUGGCAGCAUGGAAAAACUAAAAAUACUGACAAGUGAUUUUGUAAUUUAUCCACUGUUAUUCCACCAGUUCAUCACGCGUAAACGCACACAUAUAAAUAAGUGUAUAUGACAGCCUGUUGAAAAAUAAUAAAAAUAAAAAAAAAAUAUAAAACGAUAUUGUGAACUGACUCCUACUCCACAUAGAAAGCUGUUUUGACGUUUCCAUUUUAUUUUGUGUACGUUGGAUAAAUCGAUAAUAAAUAAUUAAUUGUUUUGUGUUCUUUUAACAAACGUCAGGUCAUGAGAAGUAUAUAAUUACAAUUGUUACUGAUAAUAAAAUAAAGCAAAGUGCAUAAUCAUUUAACGUAUAAAAACAUAUUAGUUUAAAAUAUCAAGAUACCAAAAUGCCUAUUUUAUACAGUCUUGUGUCUAGAGGAGUCACCGUGUUCGCUUAUCAUGCCACUUGUGCCGGUAAUUUUGAAGAAGUUACAGAAAAAAUAUUGGCACAAAUACCUCCCAAAAAUAAUAAGAUGACUUAUUCUCAAGGAAUUUAUCUUUUUCAUUAUAUUUGCGAGGAUUCUCUUAUUUACAUGUGUAUAACUGACGAUAAUUUUCAAAGAUCCAGAGCAUUCCUGUUUCUUAACGAGAUAAAACGUAGAUUUUUAACUGUUUAUGGAGAGGGAGCUCAAACUGCCAUGGCUUAUGCCAUGAAUACAGAAUUUAGUAGAGUUUUAGCUAACGAAAUGAAACAUUAUAGCGAAUCCAGGGACAUUGAUACUAUUUCCAAAGUUCAUGGAGAGCUUGACGAAUUAAAAGAUAUUAUGGUUAAGAAUAUAGACCAUUUAGCAACGCGUGGAGAAAGAUUAGAACUUUUAAUUAAUAAGACUGAAAAUUUAACUGCGAGUUCGGUUACAUUCAGAAAGACAAGUAGGAACUUGGCACGUUCACUGUUUUGGAAAAAUGUUAAGAUUUAUGUCAUUAUAGGAGUGGUUUUAAUAAUAGUAGUUUAUGUCGUGGUGUCAAUAGCGUGUGGAGGAUUGGGUUGGCAAAAGUGUGUUGGAAAUUAGAUGCCUGAAUAAUGAUCUGAAAAAGUUGUGCCUAGAAUACGUUACUUCAUAUGAAAUAAAGAAAAUUUGGGAUGAUUAAGAACGAUGUCAAAUAUGGAAGGCCUUUGUUAGGACGAAAAUGAACUGCAUCGUCUUUUAAAUCAUACUAAAUAUUAUAUAUAUAAAUACACAUAUACAUAUAUUCUAUAUUUAUUUGUUAUAUUUUAAGGACACAAACAUUUCUUACUAUAAAUAUUUAGGUAUUAUGAAAUACUCGCAUAAAUUACAUGUAACUUAGCAUAGUUUAUUGAUUAAUUAAUAUAUAUUAUAUCGAUUAUUUGUAUAUCGUCAGUCAGAG
Messenger RNA from Polistes dominula (European paper wasp), 1409 nucleotides. RefSeq names its product vesicle-associated membrane protein 7 (gene Vamp7). Gene Ontology annotation, molecular function: SNARE binding; SNAP receptor activity. Lineage: Eukaryota; Metazoa; Arthropoda; Insecta; Hymenoptera; Vespidae. Gene Ontology annotation, cellular component: membrane; SNARE complex. Gene Ontology annotation, biological process: exocytosis; vesicle fusion. The record is from RefSeq and is a predicted model, not a curated record.